Messenger RNA from Melampsora larici-populina 98AG31, 1310 nucleotides. RefSeq lists its product as uncharacterized. Gene Ontology annotation, biological process: mitochondrial translation. The transcript has a single exon. Bases 38 to 613 code for a protein of 191 amino acids. The record is from RefSeq and is a predicted model, not a curated record. NCBI's taxonomy places the organism in Eukaryota, Fungi, Basidiomycota, Pucciniomycetes, Pucciniales, Melampsoraceae. Gene Ontology annotation, cellular component: mitochondrial small ribosomal subunit; ribosome. Gene Ontology annotation, molecular function: structural constituent of ribosome.
GUUACUUUCGUCUUUAUAUCCCAACAAGAGCUCUUAGAUGGUCGUUCGAAUCCGGCUUGCUCGUUCUGGUCCAAGAAAUCACCCCCUGUUCCAUCUCGUGGCCAUUCAAGCUCCCAAAAGACGAGAUGCCAAACCACUUGAACAACUCGGCGUUUUCACACCACAUCCUGUACUGCGGGUCAAGCAGCCGUCAUUGAUCGAUUUAGUUCAGUCCAUUCAGCUGGCUCGCAACAGGGAACCCGAAGCCAUCCAGAAAAUUUCUAGGGGUAUUGCAGAUGGUGGACUACGUGAAGUGCGCAAAGAUAUUCGAUGGGAUGUCAAUCGCAUCCGAUAUUGGCUUGGUGUCGGUGCACAGCCUACCGAGAGUGCUCUUCGAUUGCUAAGAGCUGGAGGGAUCAGUAAGUUUUUCUGGGCAUUCGAACGUCCGUUGUUGAAAAGACUCACCCUUUGUUAUUUUACACCCUUAGUCAAUCAUCCCAAUGACCUAUCACGCCUACGAGCCAAGACAUCUACACCGAAGUCUGAGGCUCGUGUCCCCCUCCGCUUUCUGGUUGCUUCGACUCGCCGAGGACUCCAAGGCACACUUUCUCGAUUCAGAAGACGAGGUAAGUAAUUUAUUCAAGCAGCCGAAGUAAGCGGUUUGAUGCUGAGGGUAGACAAUCCAAUAUAGGUCUACUACCUUUGGGUACUCGAAUUUUACCAGAUGGGCGACUCAGGAUUCCUGGAAUCAUCACAAGUUCGUAAAAGCCAACUCUGGCCAUAUACAUGCCCAAAUUAUCAAGAAAAGAUGUUUACUAUCCAUUCUUGUUCUAGGGUCGGGUCGGAACCUCACUCUGUUCCCAAGUGAAGUGCGCGCAAAUCUCAGCAAGGCAGAACAAUUGCUGAAGAAAGAGCCUGAACGGAUAUUACACCGACGAUGGAAGCCGACUGACGGAUCUAACUCUGAAAGCCAGCCUAGUACGCCCGCCAGACAGAAGCCAGAUCCAGGAUGGUGGAAAGUCAAACGAAGGAGACGAGCAGCUGCGCUGGGACUUACCGAGCAAUUACCACUGUCUCGAUCCAAACCUACCCCAGUACCAGCUUCUUGAUGAAAAAGUGUUUGCCACUUUAUCAUCUUAUGGGCUUUGAUUGUAGAACGGACGAUCGAAGAUCAAGAUACCAGUUCAAAAAGCUUUGCUACCUGUUUAUAAUUCAUGACAUAAGACAAAUCUUAUACCAACUAUGUAUUCAAGGGACUUGCUAGCCAUAAUGUAUGGAGAUGCAGAGUCCAAAUUCUUGGUAGAAUUGAAUCAAACCUGGUCAAAACCAUC